AUGUCUAAACGAAAGCGGUAUCCAGUGAUGGCACCAGUGAACGGCGAGUACAGAUUGGAUGAUUUGUUCAGGUCCAAACCAAAAUUCGCAGUGAUCAACAUGGAGGAGAAUCAGAGUGUCGAUGCGAUUGGAUUGACAAAAACUUUGUUCGGUCAAGGUGUCAAAAACGUUCGAUUUUGUGAUGAUAUCUCAAAACUUCCGGAGGUUCAAGCCAUGCUGAAAAUGCACAAAAAUGAGUUAGGACAGUUGAAUCCAGUUAAUGGAAAUGGAGCUCAUGUAGAGGAGCCAAAAAUGGAAGUAAAAGUUGAAGAAACUAAGGUUGAGGAGAAGGUUGAAGAGAACAAAGAACAGAACGAUCUAAUACAGACCCCUGCAGUUCCCACUCCAUCCCUCACCCACCCAGAUUUCGAUCCCCUAAAAAUCCCAAACAUUCUCAAUUUUUUACAAAAAGUUCCAAACGAUUUUUUCACUCCGAUGCUCCACCAAACCGUCCAUUCUCCAUCUCCAACUCAAUCGGAAGUUGGUGGUAAAAGAAGGCCAGGCGAGAAGGAUAAACCGUUGCCAGAGGAGUUUCUAACCUGCGUUUCAUGCCCUGCCAGAAUUCAAAUUUCCAAAGAAUCAACGAUCCGUGCUCAUGUGAAGACCCAUUUGGGGAUUCGGGCUUUUAAAUGUACAGAUUGUUCGUUUGGGAGCGAAUCUUGGAAGACGGUUAUGAGUCACAUGCAAACCGUACAUCAAAAUUACGGACAACCUGCUAAUGAGGAGAAGGAAAGAGAACAGGAUCUCAAGAUUUGGACGGAUAAACUCUUUCCUGGACGAUUCCUCCAAAUGGAAAUAUUGCGGACCGCCCAGAUGAGAAAGAAUAUUUUGAAGGGAAAUGUACAAAAUGGGAUGAAUUCUCAGACUGCUCAAUUAAUGGCUCAAAAGUUGGUACAAGAGAUAAAAGGGAAGGAGGAGGAGAAAAAGCAGGCCACAAUCCUUAGCCCUGCCCAGUUCCUGACAACUAUGAAUGAAGAAAUUCAGAAAAUGCUCAGGGAGGCAUCUGCUGUACAGGAACCUGCUCAAAAAAUGCCGCCAGUCAAAAAGUACAAAUGCACAUUGUGCACCAAAGAAAUCAAAUGCUAUUCUGGCUACGAACUUCCAUCUGAUGGUCCAUUAUCCCGCCAUCUUCGUAACCAUCAUAAAGAGGAUUUAGUGGCAUAUGAGUGUGAAAAAUGUGGAUGGAAGAGUGAAAUGGAGUUCAAAGUCCGCCGUCACAUAGCUUAUAGACAUUGGGAUGCUGCUCGUAAAUUGAAGGCGUUGCCGAGUAGGAGAAGUGGAAAUUGGAAGUUGUAUUUGAAGAAGUAUUUCGGAGAACUCGUCCAGAACAGAAUUCUUGAACUCGAUGAAGAAGAGGUGAAAAACGAUAAAAUGGAUAAGGACAAAACGACAUGGUGCAGUAUGGAAAUGCAACGAACUUUCGGCAUUCCAAUGGAUUCCAAUUGGCAGCCGCCGUACAAAAAAUUCAAGGGAAACGAGGAGGAAACGGUGACAAUUGAGUAG
This is a messenger RNA of Caenorhabditis briggsae, 1542 nucleotides long. The record is from RefSeq and is a predicted model, not a curated record. Gene Ontology annotation, biological process: regulation of transcription by RNA polymerase II. Gene Ontology annotation, molecular function: DNA-binding transcription factor activity, RNA polymerase II-specific; sequence-specific DNA binding. Lineage: Eukaryota; Metazoa; Nematoda; Chromadorea; Rhabditida; Rhabditidae. Gene Ontology annotation, cellular component: nucleus. The coding region runs from base 1 to 1542 and encodes 513 amino acids. The transcript is spliced from 8 exons.